UUUUUAACAUUUGUGGAUUGACAGCUGAGAAUGUGAAUAUUUCACGGAUAUAUGGAAAUAUCGACAAAAAUUAAUAGUUUUUUAAAAUAAAAAUAUAUAUAAAUAAACGCUAUAUAGUUAAUAUUAAAUACUAAAAUGGCGCAUCUACGCGAAACUGCUGAAAAGGCACUGAAAAUGUUGCGCACUUUACCUCGUGUACAAAUAGGUAAUAUACGUCCAAAUCCGAACUCCAAGAAAAAUACAAAGCGUGGACGUGCUCAGCACGGUGGCGAUAAACAUGGCGCUGGUAACAAAGGUUCCGGCCAGCGACAAAAUUACAUGCGAAUUGGUUAUGAAACAGGCAACAACCCCUUUUAUUUGCGUUUCCCCUACGAACCAUAUUACAAAGGCCAUCAUUUACGUCGUCAAUACCCCCCUAUAUCGCUGCUGCAGCUCCAAGUUUUAUUGGAUACCAAUCGUAUUGAUCCCAAACAACCCAUCGACGUUACAACUCUAUGUAACACAGGGCUCCUAAAUCUACAACCUGCUAGCAUGGAAUACGGUUUCCAAUUGACCGACGAUGGCAUUGAUCGCUUCAAAGCAAAAAUAUGUAUCGAAGUGCAACAUGCAAAGGAGUCGGUGAUAGCAGCAAUUGAAAAAAAUGGUGGUGUCAUACGUACAGCUUAUUAUGACCCCAGAAGCUUACAGGCUAUGGUGAAUCCACAAAAGUGGUUCGAGAAGGGUGAACCUAUUCCAAGACGUUUGUUACCACCACAAGAUGCCGUCGAAUACUAUGCCUCUGCUAAAAAUCGUGGUUACCUCGCUGAUCCUGAAGAGAUAAGUAAGGAACGUUUAGUAUUGGCACAAAAGUAUGGUUAUGAACUUCCACGCAUUGAAGAUGACCCCGACUAUGAAAUGUUGAUAAGCCAAAAAGAUGCACGUCAAAUAUUUUAUGGUCUAGAACCCGGUUGGGUAAUAGGACUUCGCGAUAAAGUUAUAGUAAAAUCAAAAGGGUUUCCCGAAGAGCCCUCAAAUACCAAAUCGAAAGAAGACGGAACAAGUUAAAACAAUUAUCACAAUUUGUUUGCAAAGCUAUCAACAUUUGUUAAUUGAUAAAGUGUUUUGUUAUAAAAAUAAACUGUAAUGUUUUAUGAAAAUAACAAGUUAAAA
Molecule: messenger RNA, 1149 nt
Organism: Bactrocera neohumeralis
Lineage: Eukaryota; Metazoa; Arthropoda; Insecta; Diptera; Tephritidae
Gene: mRpL15
Product: 39S ribosomal protein L15, mitochondrial
Exons: 3
Coding region: 136-1044 (302 amino acids)
Biological process (GO): translation
Cellular component (GO): mitochondrial large ribosomal subunit
Molecular function (GO): structural constituent of ribosome
Source: RefSeq, a predicted model, not a curated record